UCAAAAAUAAUCCCGACAGAGGAGGGAGAGAGAUGGAUAAACAAACAAAAAAUCAAGCAACACAGAUUAACUACAGCUUUCUUUGGUUAAGACCCAUUCAAAAAAGUUCAAUUUUUGGACUGCCCAGCUUUCCUCCGAAUUGGUGGAAUUUCAUUAAUUGCUUCAGUUCCAAAUAUAUUUACUUAAUUUUCGUGUGGAGUUUGAUUUGAUUGAAUAAAUAUGUGCAUUCUUUGGGAUUGAUCUGCGCAUGGGAAGGAGAAGCGGCAGAAGAUCCAAAAAUUAGGUUAAAUGUCAUUGCAUCAUCGUGUAACAUGUGUUUGCUUUAUAUUCAGUCUUGAAUCACUAGUUUGACUAGAGCGACGGAGAUUCCUCUGUGUUUGAGGAUUCGAUGCCUGUGCGAGCUUUUUAGAAUAUCAGGAAUUUAGUGAGAGGGAGGGAGGGGUUUGGGGAUUCAACAUUGGUGAAGAUGGAAUCGAAAAUGGAUCAGUAUGAGUUAAUGGAGCAGAUUGGGCGUGGAGCUUUUGGUGCUGCCAUUUUAGUCAAUCACAAAUUGGAACGGAAAAAGUAUGUGCUCAAGAAGAUUCGGUUGGCUCGGCAAACGGAGCGUUGCCGGAGAUCAGCUCAUCAAGAGAUGGCAUUAAUUGCACGGAUACAACAUCCGUACAUUGUUGAGUUCAAGGAAGCUUGGGUAGAGAAGGGUUGUUAUGUCUGCAUUGUUACUGGCUACUGUGAGGGCGGUGACAUGGCUGAGAUGAUGAAAAAAGCCAACGGGCAGUACUUCCCGGAGGAGAAACUGUUGAAGUGGUUUGCUCAACUAUUAUUGGCUGUUGAGUAUCUGCACUCCAACUAUGUUCUGCACCGGGAUCUCAAAUGCUCAAAUAUCUUUCUUACCAAAGAUCAAGGUGUCCGUUUAGGUGAUUUCGGGCUUGCCAAAACAUUGAAGGCAGAUGACUUGGCUUCUUCAGUAGUUGGAACUCCCAAUUACAUGUGCCCUGAACUUCUGGCUGACAUUCCAUAUGGAUUUAAGUCUGACAUAUGGUCUCUUGGUUGCUGUAUGUAUGAAAUGGCUGCUCAUCGUCCUGCUUUCAAGGCUUUUGAUAUGGCUGGACUAAUAAGCAAGAUCAAUCGAUCAUCUAUCGGCCCAUUGCCUCCUUGCUACUCUCCAUCUUUGAAGACGCUUAUCAAGAGCAUGCUAAGAAAAAACCCGGAACAUCGGUCAAGUGCAUCAGAACUACUGAAGCACCCAUAUCUUCAGCCUUACGUGGAUCAAUAUCGCCCAUCCUAUAAACCGAUUGCUGCAAUUACACCUCCUCCCACUGGUCGCAUAAGUCGAAGGAACAUGGCCGAGAGCCAAAGUAGCAGCAGUUCAUGCAGUGACAGGGACAGCUUAGUCUCAAGCGAGAAGAACAUAGUGAACCGUGGCCAUAAGGCCCCUGAGGUGGAGUCGGCUUCAGUUGAUGAAGACGUCACACAAGUUUUGGACUCGUCGCCUGUUAAUGCCAAGGAACAUGUUGUCGACGAGCCACUGCUUGAGGAGCAGAGAAAGAGCAAUGAAGCAAAGCAGCCCAAAACAAUAAAAAAUAUAAUGAUAGCUCUUAAGGAAGGAAAAAAGAGAGAAAAUAUUUCUCCACAUAGAAGCCACCACUCGAGACCAGGCAGUGGUAGCAGCCAGAGAAUGAUUAUUGAAGCAUCUCCAAGAGUCACGAAACAACCAAAUCUCGUUAAUUAUGCUCCCAAGGGCAAUGCAGAAGCACCAUCAAAGAAGAACGUCGAUUCCAAUAAGCGAGUUCAAGGAACACCUUCCUUGAAGCAUCAGCUACCUGCUGAUGAAACCCCUCCGAAGACAAAGGCUAGACAUGAAGGUAUCCCUCCCUCUGGUCAAGUAAAGCUCAUUGCUGAAGAAGGAUUAUCAACAAGGAUGAGACAGAAAACACCUCCUGCCCUGUCCAGGAGGCCAUCAUUUCCUGUACGCAUCCGGCAAACAGCGGGUGAUGUUCCGAAUUGUAUAAAUGAUAACUCGAAGACCGGUCCUAAUGAUGUUCAAGAUGCUGAAAUCACGAAAUCAGUGCCUUAUGGCUGCGCUGCACAUAUUUCUAGGGGAAACACGCUGCACUUGGAAAGGUCUUUAUCUGCAGGUUCUAGGAGAAUGCAGACAGAGAGCAGCAACUCCGCUUCGUCUUCAGUGUCUAUCCAAGGUUUCGAGCUCUCCGAUGAUGCAACGAAUGCGUUUAUUAGCUCACCUGAAGAGUUGCUUCAGAUUCCCGAGCAAGCUGCCAUAUAUGAAAUUAUUGACUCUCCUUUUCCCCCAGGAAGGACAGGAAAUUGCUUCAGGGAGCAUCAUGAAGCUAACUGCCAAACUAGAAUGCAGCAAGCCGUUGAAGUUAAAAUAAACGAGUCUAGACCCAGCUGUUCGACUCGUUCCUCGUCUCAAUCUGAAGGAGUAGAAAUUUUUUCACCUGGAUGUCGCGGGAGUAACUAUGCAUCAGCAGUAUGCUUCUCUGGAAAACUACAAGAACGAUCAGAUGAUAAAUUUAUGAAUGUCAAAAGAGCUUCUGAUGAGAGAACGAGCCUUACUGCGAAUAUGGAGAUCUCGUUUUGCAUCACUGAAGAUACACCUUUGAGUGGAGAAAAUGCUGGGACCGUCAGUAGGCCUGAUCCUGUGACCAAGCUGGACCACACCUUACCAUUAACCGCUGAUGAAGAGUUCAUGAUCAAGAAGCUUGUCCCUUCCAUUUCACCAAACCAGAAGAGUUUAUUGCAAGACACAGGGUUUGUGGAGCAAAAUACAUUUGGUGCACCAGCUCCAAAUGAUGUAAUACACAUGGUGUGUCACAGCAGCGUCGAAACUGCUAUUGAGCAUCAUGUGGCACAAACCAAUCAAGAUUCGGAAUCUGGAAAAACAAUAGAGCUGACUGGAGAUGAGGUUUCAUCCGCUCCACAACCAUCCACAGCCUCAGCCUCUGAAACUCCGACUUCAAAAUCUACUUGCUCUCAGAAUGCAACUCCUACUUCAAAUCUCUUUGAAAACCUUGUCACCAAGGAAAUAGAUGUGACAACUACGACUGCCUGCCCUAUGGUUGCAACACUGGAACCUUCUGAACCCGAACCAGCAAAAACAAACCCCUCUCCAGACCGGGAAGAAGCAGUGGCAUCGGUAAAGGAAACUUUAGAUGUCAAUUCCUGCAGGCAAAGAGCAGAGGCACUGGAGGGACUGCUAGAGCUGUCUGCUGACUUGCUUCAGCAGAAUCGACUAGAAGAACUCAUGGUCGUCCUGAAACCUUUCGGAAGGGAGAAGGUGUCCCCGAGGGAUACAGCGAUCUGGCUGGCUAAAAGUCUCAAAGGGAUGAUGCUGGAAGAGGGCGGACGCAAUCUGUAAAUGCCGGUAUAUCUAUUCUUUCCUUUCCUGCUCCUUAGUUGAGGUUUACAGUAUAUAGUUGGAGCAUUUCUCAAUUGGUUCUUCAUUUAUUAUUAUUGUCAGUGCAAUGCAUAUUGUAUAUAAUGUUACAACUCAAUAUCUUUUUUGCCUUAUCCUUGCAAAUGCUAUGUAAAAACAUGAUGCUUAAUCGAUCUGUGUGAGAUUCUUGGGA
Salvia splendens (bonfire salvia) is the source of this 3587-nucleotide messenger RNA. Its product is annotated as serine/threonine-protein kinase Nek5. Gene Ontology annotation, molecular function: ATP binding; protein serine/threonine kinase activity. Gene Ontology annotation, cellular component: cortical microtubule. NCBI's taxonomy places the organism in Eukaryota, Viridiplantae, Streptophyta, Magnoliopsida, Lamiales, Lamiaceae. The record is from RefSeq and is a predicted model, not a curated record. The transcript has 14 exons. The coding region runs from base 467 to 3376 and encodes 969 amino acids. Gene Ontology annotation, biological process: protein phosphorylation; microtubule-based process.